Notolabrus celidotus (New Zealand spotty) is the source of this 2994-nucleotide messenger RNA. RefSeq names its product transporter associated with antigen processing, subunit type t, teleost specific (gene tap2t). The coding region runs from base 319 to 2445 and encodes 708 amino acids. The record is from RefSeq and is a predicted model, not a curated record. Gene Ontology annotation, cellular component: membrane. The transcript is spliced from 12 exons. Gene Ontology annotation, molecular function: ABC-type oligopeptide transporter activity; ATP hydrolysis activity; ATP binding. Gene Ontology annotation, biological process: transmembrane transport. Lineage: Eukaryota; Metazoa; Chordata; Actinopteri; Labriformes; Labridae.
GCGCCCUCUAGCGGUCAGACUGUGAAGAGCCAAACAUCCUCUAACUGUUUAAAAGAGGAAGUACAAAGUUCACAAACUGUCAAACUGAAGACAGAGAGUUAAUCACACUAACUUUAAUCAGAAGUUUGAUUUUUUAUAUUUUAUAAAACUUCAUUUUUAUUGUGAUGGAGACGACAGAGACGACAGAGACGACAGAGGGACGAGCUCGAGCCCCGAAACUGAAAGUGAAACUAAAAGUAAACAGCCGUUAGCAGCUAGCUAAGGUGACUGCACGGUCCAGAUCCAGCCUCCUGAAGUUUGAACAUCCCACCUCUGAAAAUGAAGGAGGCGACAGCAUGUGGGUUAAUCCUCCUUCUCUUUGACGUGGUCUUGUAUUUGGGUCUAUGGAUCGGUCUGUUGGUGCUGAAGUGCCCCAGCUGUGGUGGACUAGCUGCAGUGUGGGCCUUCGGGGCCGCGAAGUGGAUCAGUCUCCACGUUUUCACCUCCGUCCUCACUGAUGGGAAGCCACCAGCUGUGCUCGGCAGGUUUGUGGCUCUGCUCUGCCUUCUGUCUCCCGUGUUUGAGAGCGGACAGUUCCUCAUGGCUGCUCCCUCAGAGCCUUACAGAGGACCGUCACCUGACCUCGGCAUGCUGCUCCUGGGGCCGGUGUCCUCGGCAGUGGCCUGUGUGAUUUGGGAGAAAGGACUUCUUCCAGAAGGGAAGGUGAGAGAGGAAAAACUGGAUGCCAGAAAGCUGCUCCUGAGGGUGCUGCAGUACUUCAAACCGGACACUCUUUAUCUGAUCGCAGCUUUCAGCGCUCUCAUCUUAGGCGUCUUCUGUGACUCGUACAUCCCGUUGUAUCAGGGGAAGGUGAUCGACAUGCUUGGAGGUCCAGUGCUGCAAACCAGCUUCGGCUACACGAUCGGACAGCUGGCCCUUUUCUCUCUGGGAAGCGCCGUGUUCUCCGGCCUAAGAGGAGGCAUGUUUAAGAUCAGUCUCUGCAGGCUGAACAACAGACUGCAGCAUGUCCUGUUUCACUCCCUCCUGCAGCAAGAAGUGCACUUCUUCGAUGAAAACAAACCUGGUCGUCUCUCCUCCCGCCUUCACUCCGACGUGGACCGAAUGGGUCGCACCGUCGCUCUGAACGCCAACGCGCUGGUCCGCAGCACGGUCAAAACCGUCCUCAUGCUCAACGUGAUGAUGCAGCUGUCCUGGGAGCUCACUGUGCUCACCUGCAUCGAGAUGCCUCUGCUGGCCAUCAUGCAAAAGAAAUACAUCACCUGGUCUCAGGAGCUGAAGGAUCAGAUGCAGGAGUGCCUCGCUCAGAACAAAGACCUGGCGUUCCAGACCUUCAGUAAGAUCCAAACUGUCCGCAGCUUCAAGGCUGAAAAAGACGAACUGAGGAGGUACAACGAGGCUCUGCAGCAGAUGUCUGCUGUGAAGCGUCGUUCAGAGAUCUACAGCUCGGCCUUCAGCUUGUGUCGGAGGCUGGUGAGUCUGGGGAUUAAAGUCCUCAUGUUGGUCGAGGCCCGUAGUCUCAUCUCGUCCGGUCGCCUCAGCAUCGGGGGUCUCGUUUCUUUCCUCCUGUACCAGAAACCCAUGUCGUACAACCUGAGGGAGAUCAUGUAUUCUUACGGAGAGACGGUGUCCACAGUCGGAGUCAUCGCCAAAGUGUUCAGUUACCUGGACAGAAAACCCAAGUGUAAGGAGGCGGGAGAUUUAGCUCCUGAGACUCUGAAGGGGAGAGUUGUUUUCCAGAAAGUCUCCCUCACGUAUCCUUCAGCGACUGAAGAGAAACCCGCUCUGAAGUCGGUUUCUCUGGAGCUGAAGCCCGGGAAGAUGACCGCCCUGGUCGGACCGUCCGGCAGCGGGAAGACUUCCUGCGUCAGCCUCCUGAAGAGGCUGUAUGAACCUCAGGAGGGCCAGAUCCUGCUGGACGGGAAACCGCUGCAUCAUUAUGAUCACAAAUACCUCCAUCAGAAGGUGGCCUUGGUUUCCCAGAAUCCUGUGCUGUUUUCUGGAUCUCUGAGGUACAACAUCGAGUACGGCCUGAAGGACUGCAGCUUGGAGAAGGUGAGAGAAGCUGCAGAGAAGGUCAACGCUGACGGCUUCAUCUCUGAGCUGGAGAACGAAUACGACACAGAUAUCGGGGAAUCUGGUGGCAGACUCUCAGGUGGACAGCAGCAGACCAUCGCCGUCAUCAGGGCUCUGGUUCGAGACCCGCAGGUCAUCAUACUGGACGAGGCCACCAGCAAACUGGACGUUAAUGUGCAGCAUGCUGUUCUGCAGGAGGUCCUGUCUUGCGGUCGCACCAUCCUGGUCUUGACUCACCAGCUGAAGACGGUGGAGAAAGCCGAUCACAUCAUCUUCAUGGAGAAGGGAGAGGUGGUGGAGGAGGGGACGCACAAAGAACUAAUGGACAAGAGAGGACGGUACCAUCGUCUGAGGGAGGAGCUGUUCUCUUAGGCCCGGUGGAUGAAGCUUGAAGUUUUUAACUUUUACAAAUGAGGACGUUUGAAAUGUGGAAACACUCCUGAGGACCUCACGCUCCAGCUUGUGUAUGAAGGGGAGAGGAUUGUGUGAUUACAGUGCUGGUUCAGACACAUUUUCUAAGUAUUGGAGUGGGGAUAACUGUACUAUAUAGCCACCAUAACUUGGAGUCAGCUCCUGUUAACGAAGCUCCACCAGCACACUGUAGCAGCAGAAUCACAGAGUGAAAUCAAAGGAUCACCGCUGUUCUUGUCUUUUUAUUUGGAGCAUAUCGAAAUGAAUUCAUGUUUAUGAUCUUUUUUUAUUGUGCAGAGGAAGAAUGAAUGUGGCAGAAAUGUUCACAAAUAAUUAAAUCACUCAAAUCAGAAGAAAAAGGAGAGAGUGACUGAUAGAGGAAGAAAAAAAGAACAGACAGAAAUGAUUGUGUGCUUUUGUUUACAAAUUCAUGCCUUGUGUUCUGAAAGCCUUCAACACAAGCUCUUUAUUUAAUUGUGUAUUUUUAACAGAGUAAAACACUACACUUAU